UUGGAUUCCUUACUAGGCAAACCCGUGAGUGAGCUGCUGAAUAAAUUUGCUCGUGAUCUGAAGGAUGCGUGGGGCUUGGAAAAUGGUGCCGACCCUGGCGCUAGGGAGUUCUCUCUGGGACCUGUACUGGACAAGAAAAAUCGAGCUGAUUUACACAGCGCUGUGAGGCAGAAAUUCCCCUUUCUGGUCACUGUUACGAGAGACAGUGAAAUGAUUGUAAAAGGAAAUGCGGAUUACAGAGAGCUUUGUCAGCUAGUGACUGAAAAGGAAACAAGCGAUUUCUUUAAAUUUUUAGAUGCAAAGCUAGAAAAUUCUACGUUUUCUUUUGAGCCUGAUGGGAACAAAGAGCACAGAAAAGUAAUUCACCACUUUAUCAAUAGAAAAUUUGGAAAACUUUUAGAAACAAAGUCUUUUACUGUGACAGAUGUCAAUGAUCAGCCAAAUAUGUCGAUAAUGGUACGAUUUCGAGAAAAAAGUUGGUCCAGGAAAAGGUCGGCUGGUGAUUUCCAGGAAAAACAAGAUCUUUAUACAGCUUUCACUCUUCAGAAAGAAAAUCUAGAAACGCUAGAAGCAAUCGGCUUCUUGGCUGCUGAACUUGGUGUUCUUCCUUCAGACUUCAGUUACACUGGCAUCAAAGAUAAGAAGGCUAUUACUUACCAACCUAUGGUUGUGAAGAAGGUGACUCCUGAGAGGUUGAAAGAAAUUGGAAGCACAAUGGAAAAAAAGGGCAUGAGAAUACACAACAUACAUUCAGCAUGCAAGCACCUUGGACUUGGUCAGCUGAAGGGCAAUCAUUUUGAUAUAGUUGUGAGAGAUCUCAAACACCACAGUCAUGACUCUUCUGCAGAUUUGAAAGAGAGAAUAUCUGAAGCAAUGGAAAGUGUUGAGACAAAAGGUUUUGUAAAUUACUAUGGACCUCAGCGAUUUGGACAAGGACAAAAUGUUCAGACAGAUCAAAUAGGAUUGGCUUUACUGAAUGAAAAAAUGGUGAAAGCUGUGAAGUUAUUCUUCACACCUGAAGAUACUGAUGACCCUGUAAACAACGCAAAAAGAUACUUUCUUCAAACUGAAGAUGCAAAGGGCGCACUCGUGAUGCUGCCAGAAUUUAAAGUGAGAGAGAAGAUGUUGCUACGAGCUUUAAAUCGCUAUGGUGUAAAUCAUGAAGGUUGUACCAAAGGAUGGCUCAAUAUUCCUCAUUCCAUGCGCAUAUUCUAUGUCCAUGCUUAUUGCAGUAAAAUUUGGAAUGAAGCAGCAUCAUACAGGCUGAAGAUUUAUGGUUCAAAAGUUGUCGAGGGUGAUCUUGUCUUCUCAGAAGAAAAUGAUGAAAGAGUUUCCCUGAAUGACAAGGUUCAUGUAGUCACUGCUCCAGAAGAGUCAGCUAACAAAUACUCUAUAAACCAGGUGGUUCUUCCAAUGGUGGGACAUAGUAUCAAGUAUCCCAGUAAUAAAGUUGGGCAAUGGUACCACGAAAGGCUUUCUGAGGAUGAGAUGCAGAUGUGCAAAUUCAGAGUGUCUCCAUUACAGCUGAAUAUACCUGGAUGCUACAGACCCCUUUUGAAAAAUGUUCAGAAUCUGUCUUACUUUUUGGAAGGUAGUGAAAAAGGAAUCGAAAUUGAAGACAACCAUCUGAAUGAAUCAAAAGUCUCUCUUCAUAUAUCAUUUGACCUUGAUCCUUCAUGUUAUGCAACAGUCUGUCUGAGAGAAAUAAUGAAAUGUGACUUUUAAGAUUCAAGUUAAUGAAAGAUUGCAAGAAUAUUAUACAAUGGUGAUAUUUUAUGUAUAAUGCCAAGA
Molecule: messenger RNA, 1791 nt
Organism: Cariama cristata (Red-legged seriema)
Lineage: Eukaryota; Metazoa; Chordata; Aves; Cariamiformes; Cariamidae
Gene: PUS7L
Product: pseudouridylate synthase 7 homolog (S. cerevisiae)-like
Exons: 8
Biological process (GO): pseudouridine synthesis
Cellular component (GO): nucleus
Molecular function (GO): RNA binding; pseudouridine synthase activity
Source: RefSeq, a predicted model, not a curated record